This is a messenger RNA of Aptenodytes forsteri (emperor penguin), 2312 nucleotides long. RefSeq names its product malic enzyme 2 (gene ME2). The record is from RefSeq and is a predicted model, not a curated record. Gene Ontology annotation, molecular function: NAD binding; malate dehydrogenase (decarboxylating) (NADP+) activity; malate dehydrogenase (decarboxylating) (NAD+) activity. Lineage: Eukaryota; Metazoa; Chordata; Aves; Sphenisciformes; Spheniscidae. The coding region runs from base 132 to 1868 and encodes 578 amino acids. Gene Ontology annotation, cellular component: mitochondrion. The transcript has 16 exons. Gene Ontology annotation, biological process: pyruvate metabolic process; malate metabolic process.
UCAGUGGUGGGUUCCGAGGCGGACGGAGCUCCGGCGGAUGGGAGCUGCUGUUGCACAAUAGAAACAGGUCCUCGGCCAGCAUCACUCAGAGGGCAGCAGCCGCAGGAGGAGGUGCAGUAUAAAAAAAAAAAAUGUUCUCCCGACUAAGAGUAGCUGCCACUCCCUGUGUGAUGGCACGUCGCAGCGCACAUACGAAAGAAAAAGGCAAGCCACUGAUGUUAAACCCACGAACAAACAAGGGUAUGGCCUUUACAUUACAUGAACGACAGAUGCUUGGGUUGCAAGGACUUCUACCUCCUAAAAUAGAGACACAAGACAUUCAAGCCUUACGCUUUCAUAAGAAUUUGGCAAAAAUGACUGACCCCUUGGAAAAGUAUAUCUACAUAAUGGGAAUCCAAGAGAGAAAUGAAAAAUUAUUCUAUAGGGUAUUACAAGAUGAUAUUGAGCGGUUAAUGCCAAUUGUAUACACACCAACAGUAGGCCUUGCCUGCUCCCAGUAUGGACACAUCUUCAGGAGACCAAAAGGAUUAUUUAUUUCCAUCUCAGACAGAGGCCAUAUAAGGUCAAUUGUGAACAACUGGCCAGAGAAUGACGUUAAGGCUGUUGUCGUCACUGAUGGAGAAAGAAUAUUGGGUCUUGGAGACCUAGGUGUGUAUGGGAUGGGAAUUCCCGUAGGAAAACUGUGUCUGUAUACAGCCUGUGCAGGAAUACAUCCAGAUAAAUGCUUGCCUGUGUGCAUCGACGUUGGAACUGAUAAUACAACACUCUUAAAAGAUCCAUUUUAUAUGGGCCUAUACCAAAAAAGGGAUCGCUCACAGGUCUAUGAUGACCUAAUUGAUGAAUUUAUGGAAGCCAUUACAGACAGGUAUGGCCAGAACACCCUUAUCCAAUUUGAAGACUUUGGAAACCAUAAUGCUUUUCGGUUUUUAAGAAAAUACAGAGAGAAAUAUUGUACCUUCAAUGACGAUAUUCAAGGGACAGCUUCAGUGGCCUUGGCAGGACUGCUGGCAGCACAGAAAGCCACUGGUAAACCACUUGCAGAGCAGAAAGUGCUGUUCCUUGGAGCAGGAGAGGCCGCCCUGGGAAUUGCAAACCUCAUUGUUAUGGCUAUGAUGGAAAGCGGUGUUUCUGCUGAGGAAGCCUACAGGAGAAUAUGGAUGUUUGACAAAUAUGGUUUACUGGUUCAGGGGCGAGAACAAAAGGUAGAUUCCAAUCAAGAACCAUUUACACAUCAGGCUCCAGAGCAGAUACCAAAGACAUUUGGAGAGGCAGUGAAUGUACUUCGGCCUUCAGCUAUCAUUGGAGUUGCAGGAGCUGGACGUCUCUUCUCUCAGGAUGUGAUCAAAGCAAUGGCCUCUAUCAAUGAGCGACCCAUAAUAUUUGCACUAAGUAACCCUACAGUGAAAGCUGAAUGCACAGCAGAGGAAGCAUAUACAUUGACAGAGGGCCGUUGCUUGUUUGCCAGUGGCAGUCCCUUCGAGCUGGUGACUCUGAAAGAUGGAAGAACCUUCAAACCAGGCCAAGGAAACAACGCUUAUAUUUUUCCAGGCGUGGCUCUCGCUGUGAUCCUCAGCAGUGUUCGACAUAUUAGUGAUAAGGUUUUCCUAGAGGCUGCUAAGGCAUUGACAGAACAGUUGACCGAUGAAGAACUUGCACAAGGAAGACUUUAUCCUCCACUGUCUAAUAUCAGGGAAGUUUCUAUUUAUAUUGCUGUCAAGGUUAUGGAAUUUUUGUACGCAAACAACAUGGCUUUCCAUUACCCUGAACCUGCUGACAAGAACCGUUACAUUCGAUCAAAGGUUUGGACCUACGAAUACGAAUCCUUCAUGCCAGAUGUGUAUGACUGGCCUGAAUCUAAGGUUCACUAAUGUAUCAGAAGAUCGCACUCCUCAGGCAGUAUCUUCUACUCUGCAGGGAUCCCUUUUUCAGACCAAUUUAAAUCAUGAUCUUUGAGUCCUGUAAUUUAUUUUCGCUCAUUUUGUUGUCUUUUUUUCCCUUCUACCCUGUUUUUCACUUGAUGUAGAUUUCUCCCCACUCUCCCAAGUACCUGAUAAACUGUAUGGAUGAUGGCAUCCGUCACAGGAAUGAGAGAGCUCUCCAAAAUUAAUUUAAAUAAUGACAUUGCAUUUCUAGCUUACAACCCGCACCACGCUAAAGAAUUCCAUUAAUGAUGUUUUAGCUGAGUGCGUUUGAUGAACUAUAGCUCUCUCAUCACUGCUGAUUUCCAGGAUGAUUUAUUUCUGCUUUUAAUAAUCAGUCUUCUAAUUGUCCGAGUGUUGUCACACUGCAUUAUCUAUGACAUCACCAGAGAA